This is a messenger RNA of Notothenia coriiceps (black rockcod), 2196 nucleotides long. Its product is annotated as tenascin-like. The record is from RefSeq and is a predicted model, not a curated record. Gene Ontology annotation, biological process: regulation of cell adhesion; neuron projection development. Gene Ontology annotation, molecular function: protein binding. NCBI's taxonomy places the organism in Eukaryota, Metazoa, Chordata, Actinopteri, Perciformes, Nototheniidae. The transcript has 12 exons. The coding region runs from base 49 to 1857 and encodes 602 amino acids.
AACAUAUCCUCCUACAGCUUCACCGUCACAUGGUCAGCACCACAAGGGAUGUUCAAGAACUUCACCGUGAUCAGAACAGAGCCCCGAACAGAGGGCGACGAAGAGAACCACGAGGAAAUGGAAGAAGUAGCUCUCGAAGGAGACGCAGCCUCAACAGCUAAGAACACAACUGAAGUCCAAGUACAGAGUGAGAGCACCAACACAACUGCUGCCUCUGGUAAAGCAGCUGCAGCUAGUGGCAAAACUGAAACAAAGAGGAUCUCUAUGGUGGUCCCUGGCAGCGUGCGCUCUGUAGAGUUCAGUAACCUUCGGGCAAAUACAGCAUAUGUUCUUCAAGUAUAUGGCUCUGCAGCUGAGAGGAAAUCAAAGACUCAUAAAGCAACUGUAAUUACAGGGCCUGAGCCAGCCACAGAGAUGGUUUUCAGCGAUGUAACAGAUUCUUCCCUCAAUGUUUCCUGGUCCAAACCAAAGACCACAUUCUCAGGCGUCAGGGUGACGUACACCAACAUCAUCACAGGGGAGAGCCGCUUUGUGACCGUGGAGUCUCAUCAAUCUUACGUGGUUCUGUCAAAGCUGUCUGCCGGAACCUCUUACAUUAUCAUUGUAACGACUACACAAGGCAGAACAAGUAGUGACAUCCUAACAUCCCUUAUGACCACAGUGCCCGCUCCUCCAACACAUCUGCAAGUUGUCAAUGUGACAGAUACCAAAGCUGUGCUGCAAUGGACACCAAGUCAGGGGAAAGUAGACCGCUUCAUCAUCAGCUACGAGUCCUCUAAAACUCCUAAUGUGACAGUGACAGUGAUGCUGUCUGGAAGCUCAGUGGAGCACCAGCUGAGAGGCCUGCAGAGAGGCACGGUGUACACAGUCAAAGUGCUGAGUCAGAAGGACAGUCUGCAGAGCAUGGCCAUCUCUACUACUUUCACCACACCUAAUCUGGUUAAAGCCAGUGAAGUGGGAACUCGCUCUGCGGUGAUAGCAUGGAGAACAUCCACUGUGGUUUAUUACAGCUACAGACUGAUCUACCAGGUGGCAGGAGAGGAGACAAAGGAGGUGAUCCUGGAUCAAUCCAGCACAGAGUAUAAACUGACAGGGCUGUUGCCAAUGUCACGCUACAUUGUUGUGGUACAAGGCGAGAGAGAAGGACAAUACACAUCUGUUGUCACUACAGAAUUCAUCACAGGCAAACUGCGUUUCCCCUUCCCUACCGAGUGCUCUCAGGAGCUGCUCAAUGGAGCUCUGCAGUCAGGAGAGGUGGAUAUCUACCCAGAUGGAAAAGAGGGAGGAGCAGUCAGAGUCUACUGUGACAUGGAGACUGAUGGCGGCGGCUGGACGGUUUUCCAGAGGAGGAUGAAUGGAAAAACUGAUUUCUACAGAACAUGGAAUGAAUACAGCGCUGGUUUUGGAAACCUCAGCGAAGACUUCUGGCUCGGAAAUGAGCUCCUUCACAACCUGACCACUGUUGGCCCUGUGAGUCUGAGAGUGGAUUUGCAAUCUGGAAAUGACACCGCUUACGCUCACUACGCCAACUUCACCAUUGAUUCAGCCGAGAGGCACUACACUCUUGCAGUGUCUGGCUACACUGGAACUGCAGGUGACUCCAUGAGGUACCAUAAUGGACGUCCAUUCUCAACCCGCGACAAGGACACUGAUCCUCUGGGGAUCCACUGUGCCAGGGCCUACAUGGGAGGCUGGUGGUACAAGAACUGCUACAAGACCAACCUCAACGGUCUUCAUGGCAUCAAUAGUAAUAAUCAGGGAGUGGUCUGGAUAGACUGGAAAGGUAAAGACUCUUCCAUUGCCUUCACUGAGAUGAAGUUCAGACCGGCCAGGUUCUCUCCUGCCACCCAUGGCUAAGGACAGUCUCAAUACAUCUGACAGAGAAUAAAAGGUUCAGAAAUCCAGAAGACAGUGGAUCUCACAGUUGCUGCAUGUCACUUUCCAACUGAAAUUGCAUGUACAGUGGUUUCGAUAGCUUUAACGACAGCUAUCAGUACAUUUGAUUCAAUGUCCAAACCUUUUUUUCUGAUCUGUUAUUUUCUGGAAAUACACCAAAAGAGAGGGAAAAUGUUUUAUUUGAAAUGUUGUAUCUUCUGUUCUGCCUGACCGGUCCAUCGCAACACAGUGUAUUGAGUAAUACCUUCUUCAGCACCAACACGGUAUGCCACCCCACUACUACUGUUAUUGAAUAUGCAC